Messenger RNA from Penicillium brasilianum, 1560 nucleotides. The record is from the annotation of a GenBank genome assembly. NCBI's taxonomy places the organism in Eukaryota, Fungi, Ascomycota, Eurotiomycetes, Eurotiales, Aspergillaceae.
CACAGGUUCAUUUAUCCAUUCCAACCGAACGCUCCGAUUUCAACUCCGAGAAUUUCUCCGGCACAAGGCAAAUAGCCCUGCCAAGGACUUCGGCAGAGUGGUAGACAGGAACGCGGGGACAUGGGUAGCAUCCCCAUGAUCGGCACCUCCCAUCCGGAUUGACCUGUAUUAGUUGAAUUGGAGAGAUAUCGGCUUUGUUGAUAAAUUGGAAAGUCAGCACCUAGACGACAGGGACGGGAAAAGUGUCAAUCACAAUACAGCAGCUCUCCUAUCAUACCAUCGUCUUCAACUUUUCGUACAUCAUACCAUGCCUUCCGCAGAGAGCAUCUCGAUCAGCACCGCCGGGCCGAACAUUGUGGGCGGAAACACCGCAGCGAAGACCCGGUGCCUCGAGCCGCUGGUGUAUUCUGGAUUGCUGGAAAAGUUCACCUAUGCAGACAUCACACCAGUUAUCGGUCGCGAGUAUGUAGGUCUCCAGGUGACUGAACUGCUCUCGGCAGAUGACGCCAUGAUCAAGGAUCUCGCCAGCAUCAUUUCACAGCGUGGAGUUGUCUUCCUUCGUGACCAGGUUGUCACCCCCGAACAGAUGAAACAAUUCUGUCUCCGGUUGACAGAAGUUGCUGGAUGCCCCGAGUCGUCAGGCCUACAUGUCCACCCGCUUACAGAGGAGGGCAGUGAGCUUGGUGACCAGAUCAGCGUUAUUAGCAGUGAGAAGCAGAAGAAAGGUGGUGGCCUCACUCAUCAGCUCAGUGACGUUAGCCGUUUUGCCAGUGCUGGUUGGCAUACGGAUAUCUCGUUCGAACCAGUCCCCUCAGACUAUGCAAUGCUAAAAAUCCACACACUCCCUGAAACGGGAGGCGACACUCUCUGGGCAUCUGGAUAUGAAAUUUAUGAUCGCUUAUCCCCCAGCAUGCAAAAGUUCCUCGAGGGUCUGACAGCUACACACGAUGCGAGCUUCUUCCAUGAUGAGGCAAGACGUCUCGGCAACCCAAUCCGAAAGGACAUUCGAGGUUCACCGCUGAACAAUGGCGAGAGCCUUCAAGCCAUUCACCCCGUGAUCCGGACAAAUCCUGUAACGGGUUGGAAGUCUGUCUACGUCAACAAGGGCUUCACCAAGCGUAUCAACGGCGUGACCAAGGACGAGUCCGAUAUGCUUCUUAGCUACCUUUUCAACCUUGUGACCCAGAAUCACGACGCCCAGGUGCGAUUCAAGUGGCGCAAGAACGACAUGGCCAUCUGGGAUAACCGUAGCAUGUGGCAUUGCGCCACCUACGACUACGCCGAUGCUCGAGCAGGGGACCGAGUCGCCUCGCUAGGCGAGGCACCGUUCUUGGAUCUCACAAGCAAGAGCAGACGCGAGGCACUCGGACUAUGAGCACCCGGGGAAAUGCUGAGAAAGAAAUCCGUUCUCUCGCUCUAGUUUGCUUUAAAGAAAGUCGCCGCGAUCCAAGGUCCUUCCUUUUCAUCCUGUCACCCGUAAGAUAUCUUUAUAUAAAUAAUGAUGUCGAUAGCACACAGAACUUAAUAUAAUUAGCUCGUGAAUAUCACCACUAACGGAGC